This is a messenger RNA of Sungouiella intermedia, 2616 nucleotides long. The record is from the annotation of a GenBank genome assembly. NCBI's taxonomy places the organism in Eukaryota, Fungi, Ascomycota, Pichiomycetes, Serinales, Metschnikowiaceae.
AUGCAAUUGCGCAGUCUUCCGAGCUACUUCCAAGGUGAACACUCACCCAUGACUUCUUCAGACUCACCUUUCCCACCUUUAAAGACCGAACAUCGCUACAGAGGUGUCUACGAGCGAGCGGGCUUUGAUGUUAAUUUGGGAUCGGGCUCUGAUGCCCGCUCUGUCUAUCUGCGGAAAUCUCCAGGGCACUCACCUACUGGCAGGUAUGGUGGACUUCGAAUCGCCUCUGAUUCGGCGUCAUCUGUCACCAGAAACCAACAGGACAGAUCUGCCUCGUCACAUUCAUUGCCUCUGGGGGGUCCAACGCGUUUAGGUGGAGAACAUACACGUUAUGCCCGUGAAAACCAUGAGAGUGGCCAUGGGAAUGUUCGUGCAAAUGCCCAAGGUAUUAACCACGGAAACGCCUAUAACAAUAUUCAUGGAAACAUAUCCAAGAACUCCUCGAACUUCUCGAACUCCUCCUGGGAGAUGGGAGCACAUCACAAUGAAGGUCGCAAAUAUGAGCCUCGCAAGCCAGAACAAAAUGGCCAAAUGUCAUAUGGUUCUUCAUCAACAAACCACAAGUCUGCCCCAAACACUGCAUUUCCAACUGCUGAUCCUGUAGCAGUGACCUCGGCCUCCAUGCCCUCAUCGGCGGUAUCGCCAUCGGCUAAUUCCACCUUGAUGGGGAAGAAUUUUCAGUCGAGAAAGCUUGAUCAGAGACAUGAUCAGAACUUCGACCAGAGAAACUACGCUCAACCGCAGCAGAAUCAGCCAUUCCAACAAUUUCAACCAUUCCAGCCUUUUCAACCGACUAACCCAGCAGUCCUGAUCAACGGUAGCGAUUUGCAACAUUUCAGAGCAGACGGUGACAGAAACAUCAAGAACCUCUCGCUCAACAUCCACGGCAGCAACUUUUCAUCCGCUAGCAUGCCUCAAAUGUCCAAUGAUAGCCUAUCUGCCACGGAUUCUCCGACUUUCGACGACUCUAACUAUAAGCGUCAUACCCCGGAAACAUCUGCCAGCUCUACUGAUGACUUUGUUCGCAAGAAUAGCACAACAUCCGAAGCCAGUGUCAAGACAACGGAACUCACCAACACAGCUCCAUACCCACUACAUGAUGGCUUCGGUAGUGCGGAUAAGGACUUAUCUGAAGUUCUAGGUGACUUCAGAAAAGAGGUCGAGGAGCAUAAGAAGUAUGAUCCCAGAGCAAGGGGACCAAGAAAGUUCAAGCACAAUGAAGACGAUUCGAACCCUGGAUUUGGAUACCAGAAGUUCCAACCUGGUCUUGAUGACUUGAACAAUAGCUCUCAAGACGACUCCUCUUUCCGCUUCAAUUCAGCAAGACAGUCCAACGAAACAACGGACACGUCUAAUGACGACUUUGAGAACUUCUUGCAAACUUCAGAGAAAGCGACUAAUUUUAGAAACUCUCAGUUGUCUACAAUCAGCUCGAUCAUUUCAAAACCAGAACGUUCUGAUGAUGAAGAUGAAGAAGUUGAAGCUGAAUUGGAAAGGCAAUUGGAGAGCUUAAAAAUGGGCAGCGAUGCCAGUUUGUCUUCGAACAAGUAUUCCGAUGAAUCGUUUGUCACUGCAUUAAACCUUCUGCAUGACUUCCCACAACAGAACGUUCCAUCAAUAAAGAUUGAUAUUGCUUCUCAGGUUUCUGACCACGAGGGUUCGGACAGCGACACUGAGAAGGAGGGUGAGUCGAACAACCUGGAUGCCUUUAAGCAUGAGUCUCUGCAUGAGGAUGAGGAGAGUGACCAAAUUGCUCCAUUGAGUUUCCAAAAGCAAGGACCCCGCCACUUUACCGACUCACCAUCGACCCCGGUUAUGAAAUAUGGAUUCGAAGACCAGAUUGAAACUCCGGAAACCAUCAAACCUUUGAGCCCUAAGAAUCAUCGUGUGGAAGAGGAGUUGAAGAAUAUCAAUUUUAAGGGUGCAAACACACCUCGAUUCAACACAGGUGUCCUCGAAUCCCUUGAGACGAAAGCUGAAAGAACUUCAUUAAUUGUGAAUGAUAAUGAUGUUGAAAUCCUACUGCACAACCCAACUCCAAAAGAGUUCGAUGCAUUUCCCAAGUCGGUUGUUGGUAUGGAGGUUCCAAACUUUAGAACUAGCACGGCAGGUCCGACACAUCCAUCAGGGGAGGGUCCAUGUCGUGUUUGUAAUACGGAGAUAGAUCCCCAUGCUCGGGGUAAUGAAAAGGCAAUCUAUUCUAAGAGUGGUGACAUGAGUGGACAGUGGCAUAGAGGCUGUUUCUCAUGUGCAUACAUUGGCUGCGACGUUAAGUUCAACAAACAUGUCACAUGUUACGUGUUGCUUGAUAAUGUUUUCUGUCACGAUCACUAUCACUCUCUUAACGGUACUCUUUGCCAAUCCUGUAACAAGGGAAUUGAGGGUGAAUGCAUUGAGAAUGAGUUGAAGCAGAAGUGGCAUGUAUCGUGCCUUACGUGCACCAAAUGUCACUCAACCAUCCUGUCAGAUUACUUCUUGAUUGACAAUCAGAUCUUCUGCGAGCAUGAUGCUGCUGGUGAGAUCCACAGUAUGCAAAAGAAUGGAAUGUCAACCAACGACAGAAUCGAGAAACGCCGUACUAGAAUGUUGUUCAUCGAUCAACAUAACGGCAUGUAA